Molecule: messenger RNA, 2266 nt
Organism: Lucilia cuprina (Australian sheep blowfly)
Lineage: Eukaryota; Metazoa; Arthropoda; Insecta; Diptera; Calliphoridae
Gene: metro
Product: MAGUK p55 subfamily member 7
Exons: 13
Coding region: 411-2201 (596 amino acids)
Cellular component (GO): plasma membrane; cell-cell junction
Molecular function (GO): protein binding
Source: RefSeq, a predicted model, not a curated record
GAAUUUAGUUGUCAAACUCAUUGAGACAAGAACGGACGGGAUCUAAAGAAAAAAUAAAAGUAAAAAAAUUUCAAAUAUUUACAAAAGCGAAUAAAAAGUGGUGGUGGUAUUUUGAAAAAAACGGGCUGCACAGUACACCCAACCAUCAGAAAAGAAAUUUAUAUAUAAAUUUUUUAGCGAAAAAAAACAACAACAAAACAAAAAAAUAUAAACACUGACAGCCAGUCAUGUAAAUUUUGUGUAUUUCACUUAAUAAUAGCAACAACAAGAAUUUAAUAAAUAAUUUAAACGUGGAAUUAAACCAGAUUAAACUAAAAUCAAUUUGGAUUUUUUUAUCAGGACCAUUUAAACACAAACAAAAUUCAAUAUAAGAAAAUAUCAAAGAUAUCCUGCCAUUAAUUAUAUGAAUUAUGACAGCUGAAGUAAUGGCGUCAAAUGACACAACUUUUGAUCCGGCACUCUCAAAACUUAUAACAUCGCUCAAGGACACUGACAGUCUUUCAAAUGAUCAAGAAAUUGAUUUUCUAAAAGCACUGCUCGAAUCCAAAGAACUAAAUGCCCUGGUCAAUGUUCAUAGUAAAGUGGCAAAAGUGGGGAGAGAUGAUCGUCUGGCACCCAUACUAUCAACAUCUGCAAUGAUUUUGUAUGAGGUAUUGGAACAGUUGUCACAACGUUGCCACUUGAGUGAUGAAUGCCGUGAGGCAUUUCAUUUACUGCAGAAACCGCAUUUACAAAGUCUUCUUUAUGCUCAUGAUUGUAUUGCACAAAAAGAUUUUUAUCCACAUCUACCAGAAUUGCCAAUCGAAAUGGAUGAGGAUGAGGAAACCAUCAAAAUUGUGCAACUAGUUAAAAGCAACGAGCCCUUGACAGGAGCACAAAGUGCGGAACCAAUUGUUGGAGCCACCAUUAAAACGGACGAAGAGACGGGUAAAAUUAUCAUAGCCCGUAUAAUGCAUGGUGGGGCAGCCGAUCGUUCGGGACUUAUACAUGUGGGCGAUGAAGUAAUCGAAGUCAAUGGUAUUAAUGUUGAGGGCAAAACACCCGGUGAUGUAUUAAGUAUAUUGCAAAAUUCAGAGGGUACCAUAACAUUUAAGUUGGUACCAUCCGAUGGCAAGGGGGCUCAACGUGAAUCUAAAGUACGAGUACGUGCUCAUUUCAAUUACAAUCCGGAAGUGGAUCCUUAUAUUCCUUGUAAAGAAGCGGGUUUAGCAUUUCAACGUGGUGAUAUUUUACACAUUGUAUCACAGGAUGAUGCUUAUUGGUGGCAAGCUCGCAAAGAAUCAGAGCGUACUGCUCGUGCGGGUCUUAUACCAAGUCGUGCCUUGCAAGAAAGACGUAUUCUUCACGAAAGAACGCAACGUGAUGUUAGUGAUGGAGAGUCUAAAAAAGGCUCAUGUACCUCAAUAUGUAAUACCCCGCCCGGUUCGCCUAUGCUACGAUCUAGUAGUAGUACAUCCUCAUGUCGUCAACCAAAAACUAAAAAAAUCAUGUACGAUUUAACAGAGAAUGAUGACUUUGAUCGUGAAAUGAUUGCCACUUAUGAAGAGGUUGCCAAAUUGUAUCCACGUCCUGGCAUUUAUAGACCUGUGGUACUAAUAGGUGCACCCGGUGUCGGACGCAAUGAAUUGAGAAGACGCUUAAUAGCCAGGGAUCCAGAAAAAUAUCGCAGUCCUGUGCCAUAUACCACUCGUCCCAUGCGUACCGGUGAGGUAGCGGGACGUGAAUAUAUCUUUGUUAGCCGUGAGAAAAUGGAAGCCGAUAUUGAGGCUGGCAAAUUUAUUGAACACGGUGAAUAUAAGGGUCAUUUAUAUGGUACUUCGGCGGAAAGUGUCAAAUCGAUUGUUAAUGCUGGUUGUGUUUGUCUGCUGAGUCCUCACUAUCAGGCCAUCAAGGCAUUGAGAACAGUUCAACUGAAACCGUUUCUUAUUCACAUUAAACCACCGGAAUUUGAUGAACUUAAAAAGACUCGUACUGAAUCAAGAGCUAAAUCGACAUUUGAUGAAUCAAAUGCCAGAGGUUUUACGGAUGACGAAUUUAAUGAUAUGAUUAAAUCUGCAGAACGUAUUGACUUUCUGUACGGCCACUUUUUCGACGAUGAAAUUAUCAAUGCUGAUUUAGUAACUGCAUUUGAGAAACUUGUCAACACUGUACAAAGACUAGAAAAUGAGCCAUUAUGGGCUCCAUCAUCGUGGGUCCAAUAAAUGUUUAUUUUCUUUAUGGCAAAGUAGAAGAAGGCAGCUAAAAUCGCAUAGGUAGCUUGAAAGAA